Molecule: messenger RNA, 1373 nt
Organism: Syzygium oleosum
Lineage: Eukaryota; Viridiplantae; Streptophyta; Magnoliopsida; Myrtales; Myrtaceae
Product: magnesium transporter MRS2-3-like
Exons: 6
Coding region: 1-1353 (450 amino acids)
Biological process (GO): magnesium ion transport
Molecular function (GO): magnesium ion transmembrane transporter activity
Source: RefSeq, a predicted model, not a curated record
AUGCCCCGAGUUGACCCGGCAGUGCACCCGACCCCAAUCGACACAGGAAACACAAAGGAUCAUCGACACCGGAAGAAGGCGGUACGGCUGAAGUCCUGGCUUGUCAUCGACUCGACUGGCCGGAUCCAGCAGAUCGAUGCCGGGAAGCAGUCCAUCAUGCGCCGCACGGGGCUCUCAGCCCGCGACCUCCGGAUCCUCGACCCGUUUCUCUCGUACCCGUCGUCCAUCACGGGCCGCGAGAGAGCCAUUGUGAUCAAGCUGGAGCACAUCAAGGGGAUAAUCACUGCACAUAAUGUUUUGCUGCUGAACUCUAAGGACCCAGCGGUGGUUCCUUUUGUGGAGGAGCUCAAGCGACGGUUCUUGCAUUAUCAUGAAGCAAAAGCAGUGAAGAUUCGCGGAAAUGGCGGCGAUGAGCGAACUGCAGCGGAGCUAGCAAAAAUCUUCCAAGGCUCGCAAGAGAGUGUGGAACACAGUCAAGUGUUGAAGGAACAACAAGACAGAUUGCAGACUUUUCCUUUCGAGUUUGUUGCUUUAGAGGCAUGCCUUGAAGCUGCCUGCUCCUGUUUGGACGACGAGACAAAAGCAUUAGAGCAAGAGGCUUAUCCCGCUUUGGAUAAGCUAACUUCAGAGAUUAGUAGCUUCUACCUCGAAAGGGUUCAUCAAAUUAAGGGCCGUUUGGGUGCAUUAACUCAACGCGUUCAAAAGGUGAGGGAUGAGCUCGAGCAUAUUCUCGAAGAUGAUGGAGACAUGGCGGGUAUGUACCUGACUAGCAAACUGCUUCAAGAAGAAGAUGACAACUCUUCUUCUUCCUCAGCUGCCGUCGAGGAGGAAGAAGAAGUUCAUGAACCCAACAAUGACGACAGGCAUGACAGUGGAGAUCCCGAUAUCUCACCCGAUGAUGGCUUGACUCCUCCGCGUGGCUCGCAGAACGAUGAAAUAGAAACGGCCAAGAGCAGCGAUUCUCGCUUCGCCGCCCCAGUCAGGCAUGUCCACGUGGCGGAAUUAGAGAUGCUCCUAGAGGCAUACUUCGUGCAAGUUGAUGGCACACUUAACAAGCUCUCUACACUGAGGGAGUACGUCGACGACACGGAGGACUACAUGAACAUAAUGUUGGACGACAAACAAAACAAUCUACUGCAGAUUGGAGUGCUGAUGACAACUGCUAUUCUGGUGAUCAGCUUGUACAUAGUCCUCGGUGACGUGAUGGGCAUUAACAUAGCCAUCACACUUUGGCAUCCCACAAAUCAGUCCCAGGAAGACUUCAUAUGGACCAACGUCGCUUGCGCCAUCAUUACCAUCUUAUUGUAUGUCGGCAUAGUUGCAUGGUACAAAUACAAAGGAUUGCUCUGUUAAGGGCAUGUAGAAAUUCAAGA